Molecule: messenger RNA, 2477 nt
Organism: Zootermopsis nevadensis
Lineage: Eukaryota; Metazoa; Arthropoda; Insecta; Blattodea; Termopsidae
Product: RING finger protein 37
Biological process (GO): protein polyubiquitination
Cellular component (GO): nucleus
Molecular function (GO): ubiquitin-ubiquitin ligase activity; ubiquitin protein ligase binding
Source: RefSeq, a predicted model, not a curated record
ACAUGUACGACAUGUCAUAGAUUUAAGAUACAACAAAGAUUACUUUUACAUUUUGCCUACCACAUGCUUGGACACACAUGGACUUGAUCCGUGCUACAGCUUAAGCUACAAAAGUUCAGAAGUCGUGACAUGUCAUAGAAAAUUGUCGUAACAUGUUUAAUGUAUAUGUGGUAGUUAGUGGACCACAGAUUGUGCCCAUCUGCAAAACACAGAUUGUCCGAGUCAAAGAAAAUAAAAGUACUGCGGAUCCGUGCCCCAGAUGCACAGCGAACGAGUAACGUCAGGAAGCUCCACAAAUGACUGUAGAUGCGAUAUUGUUUCAGCUGUAAGUUACAACAGACUGCUAAUUUGUGAAAGUGUUGGUGAAGCAUAUCGUAUAUUGAAUAAGCCACAAAAGACAACGAUCUGCAAUAUGUGUCGCUGGACGAUUUGGCAGAUAAGUUGCUCUCAGUGCGUAUUGCCUGUCACUGAACGAUAACUGUAAAAACGAUAUCUCUAUCGAUAUGUAUGCUUUGAACGCUUCCUAUUUAUCUGUUACACGUACUGUCAUCUAAAUGAGGCAAAUUUAACACGGACUUUUUAGUUGUUGCUGGAGUUUCAACGAUAUUGCCUGCAUUGUGAAUGCAAGUAUAUAAUUAUGAUUAACUUUUGCUGCUCAGCCUUAAAUCCCACGGUUGUGUGCAGUACUGUGAGCACCGAUGGUUACGAGGUUACAAAUUUGGUCUCAAGUGAUGCUGAAGAAGCUCAGAAAGGCUUUUUAGCUUAUAAUGCUAUUAGACCUCCGGUAUCAAUAACUAUACACUUCAUUUGCAGCGUGAAUGUAAGUCAUGUAAUCCUCUGGCCUCAGGUUGGUUACCAGAAAUCGACUGGUUUUGAAAUUUAUGCAAACUCAGCGCCUAAAUCCAAACCACAAAUUUAUGAAAAGGCUGCAUUUGGCUAUCUCGACGAUGAUGAAACAGGUAUAAUAUUUUAUCGAACAGUCUAUUAUGAUCAGUACACCAGAUCAAUUAAACAUCUGAAGUCUUUUGCUCAGAGAGCAAUUUUUGGAAGCACAUGUUCUUCUCUUAAUAAUACAAGAAGUUUACAGAUUAAAAUUAUUAAAACUAAUUCAUCAGUUCCUGCUUUGGCCAAAGUCGAAGUUUGGGGAAAGCCAAGUAAAUCUUGUGACACUGCUGUCCAGCGUAACAUUUUUAAACUUUGGACCACCAGAAUUCCAAAGAAGGAAAGUGUUUCAUGUGGUAACUCAGAGAGUCAGUUGCAGACUGUUUCUGGUGCAGAGUUUGAAAUUCCUGAGAAUUUUCUUGAUUCAGUAACAUGCACAAUAAUGACUCUUCCUUUCAUAUUGCCUUGUGGGAAAUUUGUAGAUCAGAGUACACUUGAUAGACAUGAACAGCAUGAAGCAAUGUGGGGACGAGCACCUAGUGAUCCAUUCACAGGGAGGAUGUUUAGUGAAAAUAACCGGCCCAUUCCAGCCACUGCUCUCAAAGCCUGCAUUGAUAAGUUUCUUAUAGAUCAUUCUGAGAGACCAGAACUGGCAUAUGUACCAAGAACUGUGGGCAGGAAACAGAAAAGUAACAUCCAUGAAGUGAGUUGCAGUACUGUGCCUUUAACAGACAUUAAACCCACUACCUCUGUUGGAUGUCCAACAGAAAAUAAAAAAGUGACUUGUGUGGCUGUUUCAAGUGAUGUGAGUCAUUUGAGGCAUAAAAGACAAAGGCACGGGAGUGAGGAUAUAGCUAAGACUGAGGUACAUGAUGUAGAGUCACAUGAAGAGAAGAUUAACUGGAGUCUGAAUUGUGCUCUCGAGUCUACUCUAGCUGGUCUCCCUACAUAUACGAGAUUCAGCAAUCACACAGCUGUAGAACAGUGUGCUGCAUGCAGUGGGGACAACAUGCUAUUUAAACUCCCUUGCAAACAUUUCUUGUGCAGGAAAUGUCUUGUGUCAAAGAAGGAAUCCAAAGACUUCAGUUGCACUUUGUGUAAAGCUUCUUUCCAGUCUGGUGAUCUCUUACGAUACCAUGUGUAGUUCCUGGAAGGUGGAAUAUUAGGUUUUUUGAUUAAGUAGUGGAAUACCUUAUUUGUCAUUGGAAACCACAAUGAAUCUUAACAUCAUACUAUCCUUGGUACAGGUUAAAUUUUGUAAAAUGUAUAACAAUAAUGCAUACAUUCUUUGCAGGGCUGUUUUUCCUGAAUGGACAGGGACAUUUCAUUAAAUAGUUUGGAACAACUUUAUGAUACAAUUGCCAAGUAUAUAUUUGCUGUCAGUAGACAAAAUAUAAACCAUUUUAUCUAACAAACUGUUGCAAAUAUGUUACAUCUACUCAAAAGAACAGUACUGUAAAGAUAUACCAAGUCAGAAGGAACAAAUCCUGUUUUAACUAAGGGCUAAAUGAUCAGCACAUUUUUGUUCUAUAAGGAAAUUGUUAGAUGUAAUCAAGCUUCAGCUAUGUUAAAUAAAGGUAAAUUCUUGAAAACAA